AUGGCCGGAUUCAACCGUACGCUCGUGUUCGGUGCGCUGGUACUGUGUGCAGUGUUCUGUGUAGCUUGUGCGGCCGACACAACCACCGUUGCGGGCAGCAGUUUGGAUGGCGAUGUGAUGGAGGGACGUACGUUUGGUCAUCACUUCCUCAAGCGCAUCAGCUUCGCGAUGAUUCCGGCAGCGUUCGUCGUCGGUGUCAUCACCACCCUGCUGUCCGCCCUGACCGUUGUCUCGAUGAAGGGUUUGGGUGUCGGUGUAAUUCUUCUGGUACUUACCAUCUCGCAAGUUAUUGCCAGAAGCUUCCCGGCCCCGCUACCACCCCCAGUCCCGGUGGCCUACAGUGCGCCCGCACCCGCGCCCAUACCCCUCGUCUAUAAGGACUGGUGA
Anopheles marshallii is the source of this 387-nucleotide messenger RNA. It is a transcript of the gene apn, whose product is annotated as protein apnoia. Bases 1 to 387 code for a protein of 128 amino acids. The record is from RefSeq and is a predicted model, not a curated record. Lineage: Eukaryota; Metazoa; Arthropoda; Insecta; Diptera; Culicidae. The transcript has 3 exons.